AGUGAUUGGCUGUGACCACUCCCUCUUCCUCUUCCCUCUGUCCCAUUCCUAAGCUGAGCUACAAUUGACUCAUUCACUGAAUCAGAAACAGCCUUCCAAGCCCCAAGAGCAAUUAUGGACCAAGUCGAGUUGAGCGGUGGUGUGAUGCCCUUGUCUCAGGAAACAGUCAAGAAGCUGAUCCAACAGUCUCAGGAGGCAAAGCAGCAAGCCUACUGUUGUUACAGCAAUUUCAGAGUGGGAGCUGCUCUCCUGACGAAAGACGACACUGUGAUUACAGGUUGUAAUGUGGAGAACGCAUGUUACAAUCUGGGUGUCUGUGCUGAAAGGAAUGCGAUCGCAAAGGCAGUGUCACAAGGCCACAGAAGUUUCAAGGCAAUUGCAAUUGCCAGUGACAUGAAUGACAAGUUCAUCUCCCCGUGUGGUGGCUGCAGGCAGUUCAUGAGAGAGUUUGGAUUACACUGGGAUGUCUACAUGUCAAAGCCCGACGGAUCGUACCUGAAAAAGACUGUGGAGGAGCUGCUACCUGUCUCCUUUGGCCCUGAAGAACUGUCCAUGUAGAAUGUAUUUUGACAUUCCUACUGAGUUCUGAGCCUGCAUUGUUGUAUGAAACACACACAGACACAAGAGUGGUUGACAUGCACAAUAUUUGGUUUAAGGAAGCAACACAGAAAAUGACAUAUCGUAUCCAUACGUUUUAAUAAAUAAACAGUUUUAAAAUGAGUUUCUUUUAAUAAUUUACACUUCAUUUCUCACAGUAGGAUACAGACAAAAAUGAAGUUCAAAGGGCAUACAAGAAGAAAUAUAAGGGUUACAAUGUACUGCAAAUUAUUCAGUUACAGAGUAAGAGGAGGAGAGAGACGGGGUGAAGCAUUUCAGCUGCCAGUGCAAAUUCACUAAACACUUAUUAGUGAUUUUAGGUCUACAUAUUCCAUGCAUUGACAUUUACAGUGGUUUAAGGAAACUGGCUUAAAAAAGAGAAAGUAUAUUGGUUAACAUUUAUCUUUUACCUCUGAUUCAGACAAUCAACUUAAAAAAAAAAAAGAAAGUGAAACCGGCCCCAGACAAAACAGCAAGUGUAAAGACAAAAAGGCAGAUUUGUAACAUUUUGGGUAUGAUUUAUCCAAGAUGAUAUUUAACUUGGCUGCGAGCAUAUUUAAUGUUAAAUCCCGAGACGAACAGCAGCAUGACAUGGCAACUUGGUCUGAGCUUUAAACAGCAGGAAGAAUCCUAUUUAA
Messenger RNA from Anarrhichthys ocellatus (wolf-eel), 1235 nucleotides. Its product is annotated as cytidine deaminase-like. Gene Ontology annotation, cellular component: cytosol. The coding region runs from base 115 to 558 and encodes 147 amino acids. Gene Ontology annotation, molecular function: zinc ion binding; cytidine deaminase activity. The record is from RefSeq and is a predicted model, not a curated record. Lineage: Eukaryota; Metazoa; Chordata; Actinopteri; Perciformes; Anarhichadidae. The transcript is spliced from 4 exons.